AUGGUUACACUUGGAAUGAUGUGCCAUGUACCAACUGUUACAACUACACUUGUUUUAAAGGUACUAAGCGUAGCACUAUGAAGAUUUAUAACCGUAUAUAUCUUAAUCUUCACGUUCCAGAUAGUGAAUCUACUGAGUUAAAACUACAUUCAAAAAGGUCGAAACACAAUAACAGCAUGUUAGGCAGAUGGUUGGACAGAUUGCAUGGAAAGGAAGAGAGGGUAGCACUGAUCAGUUUCAUUGUUACAAACAUAGGGAAACAAGUCGUAUACAUUUCCAUUAAAAAAAUGUCCAUUGACCCAAAAAUGGCCGCAAAAGCCUGAAAUAGGCGUAAUCAAAAGAAGAACGAGAAAGCGUUCAUACGUUGAAGCCACGGGAAUGGUCGCGCUAACUUCCGCUUACUUUUUAACCCGGUUUUCUAAGCACGUCUUUGCAAAUUAUUAACGAACAUAAGCACAUACGUUAACCAUUAACUGAAAAAAGUCAUAUUGUUUGACAAGAACCUUCUGUGUGGUUACGUUUUAGACUUGGAUGAAUGUAACACUGGUUCUCAUUUCUGUGACGUCAAUUCCGUUUGCCAGAACACCGUGGGUUCAUACAAAUGCUCGUGUAAUGCUGGGUACACAGGAGAUGGAAAACCUUGCAAUGGCAUUUGAGAUACAGUUGAUCCUCCAUGUGCGACCAUCUCUCCUAAGCGACCCAUCAGUCGACAUAUCGUAACUUUGAAAUUGCACACAUUAAGUUGUUUUUCAAAGACACGACCUGUUAAUGUUCGAUUUUUGUAAACGACACCUUCCCGUAAGCGACUCUAAUCUGAAGGUUCAAAACUGACAGGGUGACAAGCCUUUAAUCUAUCGUAAGACCUGGGACUCCUUUCUCUCUUGUCUUCUUUUUUGUUUCAUUGUCCUAUUUGAUUUUUAAGUGCGUUGAAUCAACCCCUUAUGAGUUUCUGUUGUAAUCUAAUGUUUUUUUCUUAGUUUAUAUGUAAAAAAGGCAAAAAUAUCGAUUACCUAUUGUACCUAAGCAGGAUUAACGCAUAGAGAAAAUGAGAGUAAAUGAUCGUAUUGAUCAAGAGUUUGCUGCGUCACUAUUAACAAGAAGCGUUCCUCGCCUUUUUCUCCAGAUAUCGACGAGUGCUCUACCAACUCUCACAGCUGCGACGUUAAUGCGGUGUGUAGUAAUACUGUUGGAUCUUACGCAUGCGCAUGUAAAGCAGGAUUCAUAGGAGAUGGAUUCACAUGCACUGGUGAGCCGUUUGAGUACAAUUUUGUUGGUUUGAUAUGUUUGUUUUUUGAGUGAACAGCAACGGGAGCAAUACAAGAGUCUUUAGUGCUGUUCUCGACUUUUACAGUUAAAGGUUUGGUUAGACUGGAAUUUAAAUUAAUUUUAAUAUUGAAUGUAUGUAGUAAACAAAUAGAAAAAAGGAGCUAAGCAGCCAGUUUAUAUGAUAAGUGCAACGAUGGUGAUUAAAACCUGUGAUCAUUUAUUUAGGCCUAAAAGUCAAUUGGUUCGAUACCCUAACUGUGAAACAAUAGGAAAUAAUGAUAAACAAUGAUGUGUUAUUGUUUCUGCGACCAACGAGGGAACACCUUACGAGCAGCUCUUACAUUACUGUUUUUUUUUUGUUUUUUUUUUUUCACCACGCUUAAAGUAACUCAUUCCGUUUUUCUCGUUCUGUUUUCUCUUAGCAAUGAAAACCGUUUUUAUUAUACAUUUUGGCAUUCUUCGUUUUGUAGAUAUUGACGAGUGCGCCAGCGGUACUCACAACUGCCACAGUUCACUUGCUUCUUGUACAAACACGAUGGGAUCUUUUAGCUGUUCAUGUAACAAUCCUUCCAGCGGAGAUGGCAGAACUUGCAAUCUACCAUCAGGUAAUCAACUCGCCCAAUAUUAGGAAGAUGUCCACUUACUAGACCUCUAGUAUGCCGGCUAAGGGAUCGUCAUUACUUCCCAUAGCUAAUACUCAUUUCGUACCUACGUGACUAAACCAGCCUUCAACAAAUGUUUGAGCCUCUCACUCUAUCUGGAUUUUGUCCUGCAACCUCUUAUGUUAAGGAAUAUUUAAAGGGUCUAUGUCACCUCACACGCAUGCGCGAGCCAAUGAAAACAAACUUGAAAAAGUCGGCCCGUCUUUUUCAAGUUCUGUCGGAGAUUUUGGAAGGCUGUUUUUAUCUGUCUAAAUCUCAGCCAUCGUUCGAUAGUUAGCGAAGUUUUGUAUUAAGAAUCGUUCUAUGGUGACUACAGAAUAAUUUUUUGGCGUUAUUUUGAAAUUGUUUGCCUGUGAAUGUUUUUACGUGGAUUUGCUGUGUCAUCUUAUCAGCGGCCGUUGUAAUGGCAGAGUUAAUGACUGCUACUCCACAAUGAGUGAUGGAAUCUUUGAUGGAAUCUUCCCUAUAGUUCACAGAACCUUUCUAUUGAGUUAUUUUAGAGGCUGCUGGCUCUUGGAUUUUUCUUGUGCUCAAAGUAUGUGGACAUAUAAUGAAGCGGCUAUCAAGUUGGCGGCGGCCGUUUUUGGUAAACGAUUACAAGGGCAUCAGGCCAUGAGUUUCGUGACCAAACUAAACUCCUGGCGAAGGAAACAUUAUACAAUUUGGCUAGAUUCCUCCUUGUAUUUAUCUGGAUUCAGGGCAAAGAUAAACACGACCGUUUGCUCGUCCAGAUUGUUCUCAACGGACUUAGAGAGGCACCUUAGUACGACUUAGAUCCUGUAAAUGCCAUGUUUUUGAACCGUUUGUGUUGGAGCAUAUUUUUGGAAAAUAGCAGAGUUUACUUUCCCUUUUUAUCAACGGACUGCUUAUAGUGGAGUAGUAUACCAAUGAUGCUUGGUUCUGUUUUUCUUGACGUCGCAGUGAUUCGGUACGAUCGAACAAUUUUUGGCGAUAAUGUAUGUUUCCCUAUGAUCAAAACAAAAACUUGAUGUCUCUUGUUCUAUCAGCAUCUAAAUUAUAAAAUCACUAGCGACAGACAAGUCUAAUUGUUAAUGAUUUGAAACAGUCUUGGUCUUUAUCUUCGGUCUAGCGUCUUUUGUAGCUCGUUUGUAAAAUACAACUUCGAUUUAUUUUGUUGAAUAAGACAAUAUGUUGUUGUUGAAUUUUUGUUUGCCCACUAUUUUAUGAAUGGCAUGCGUUUUUACUCCAAAACUACAAGUAAAAUUGUCGUAACAAUUUUAUUCUUGAUCUAGCAUAACCAUAGAAGAAACGUUCCGUAAAUUCUAUCGAAAUAUCCCUUAUCUAAACCCAUUUCGCUUGUUAACCUCUCUAAAUUCGGAGCCUUCGACGUGACAGAGAACAUAGAGAAAGUCACGCGUUAAAAACAAUAGAAUUUUGACAGUUGAAAGUAAUUUGCAUAACCUCAGAGCGCAUGCUCUCCAGCUGACAUAGCCCCUUUAAAGACACCGGUCUAGCGAUUAACGGACUAUGAUGCUUAUGGACAUCACUUCUUUUGACUGCUGGAGCUUUAAGAUAAUGGUAGUUUCUUGGUGUUGGGCGGAGAAGAAAACUUAGUAAACAUUUCCAAAGACACAAAACAAAAGCGAACUAACAUUACUUAAUGUCUGCAACACCAAGAAACAAUGCGCCAAGAUAACAUAUACUAAUAUAUAGAUUUAGCCAGGGCUAAAAGCGAAGCUCCCGUUAAUAAAUUCAUAAUUUAAAUCAAACAAUAAACUUGCAAUCCACAGAUCCGGGCACAUUCAUGUGACUUUUGAGGCAAAGGCUAGGUGAUUUUAAAGAAAAAUAAUUUGACAGUCCAGGAGUGAAACAAACUUUACAUUGAGUUAGUAGUCUUAUUUGUACACCCAAAAAUAGCAAUCAUGUUCGAUCACAGUAGAUUAGGCCUGGAAAGUGUAUUGUAUUUGCAUUAACUGUUGCAUCAUAAUGUGGCAUUCACCAGUCUCUCCAACAUUGCCCCGUUUGAGAGACUAAUAAUUGGACAACCCCGAAAUAUAAUACUAUGAAAGAACGGUGAAGCAGACUAUUUUUCCCGAAACUUCGUGUACACAUUAAGGACAACAACAACUUGCCACAUGAUAAUUUUCAAAGAUUUUUAUUUCCAUUUUCUAGCAAAUUUCCAGACCUAAACUUCGCCCUAUAUGUUCUCUAUCAUUAACCAUGUUAUGAAAUCCGAACGUGGCACUAACAGUGAGCCUGGGUUACCUGUGAUCAAAGCACGCCCUUCCUUUGCACAACAAAUUAUAGAAUUGAGCACAUUAUAAAACGCUUUCAUGAAGAGAAUUCCAUAAUGCCGGGACUUUUUAGUUAGAAAAAUCUGUUUCUAUGUGAUAUGCAGUUUAAUAAUUAUGGGCUUUUAGUGAAAACGAUGAAAAAAAUUCCCAAAAUCACCUUUUCGGCCAGCCGGACGAGUUCUCACUUUUGACAGGCACAAAACUUGCAGUGCGAUUAAAAGAGUUACCAUUUACGCUUCAACAUAAUAGAGAUUUUGUUAUGUUUAGGUUUUAUUUCCCUGUAUUUGUAAAACUGUUAAUGGUCUUGUUAUGUGUAAUCUUUAAAAGCUAGUGAUUAUUUACGCGCGCGUUUUGAGUAUUCCUGCAUGCGAUGUUUAUGUUCGACUCGAAACAACCGGUGCAGUGAUAAAAAUUGCGAGAGGGACUACUAACAAUCAAUAAAAUAAAUAUAAUUCGGUGAAACAUGUACAGAGACAAUAAUUUUCAUUCACGAAGACAAGUAUUGAGAGUAAAGUGUCUCUGAAAAUCAUGAGUCAGGUAAGUAUAUAAAGCUUAUUUAUGUUUUAAGCCGGCUUCCCGGUGUUUGCUCUUUUUCAAGAUGAACCGAGGCAAGAAAAUCGCUCAGAGCUUUCUGUUUACAGCCAAAAUCAUAACUAAAUAUUCUUCGGAACUUUUUCUUUGAAUUUGCGGUCAAAAGACGUCUAAAGGAUUUUUAAACCUGAUACUAGUGUAGGUUAGAUCAUUGCUCGUGUACAAACUUAAGCCGCAUAAACAAUACGCUCGACUUUAGGAAACCGAAAAAAAAAAACACACACAUCAAAGACAAUAAUUGCUUAGGCUUACCAGUCGAGAUGCUGCUUCUGAAGGUCAUCAAGUUUUCCAAAAUUGCUUGAGACUUUUCAACCCUCUUACGCCUCAAGCAAAGGGCAAGUGCGUAGGUUCAUUUUUGAAAACGAUGCCAUCCGAAAUCGGAUUUCCAAUGACUUUGACAAGCGGUGCAUUUGUCAACAAAAAGCGCAAUAAACAAGCCAGCCAUGAAUUACAGAACAAUCUUGAUAGCAGCUGUAUUUCAUUUUGUACAGCAAGUGGAAAAAGACAAUUAAAAACAUCACAAGUUGACACAAAACUCUGUCAGCUUCAGCUGUCAAAGUAAACAAGUUUCCAGACACUGCAUAAAUUUUCCGCAUGAACUCACCUGUCAAAUUUUGACCAAUCAGAACAUAAAAAUUGGACGUAGAGCGUGAUCAACGCGUGACAGUGAGAAAAGUCAAAAACGAUUGCCUUCCCUGCAUGUAAAAGCCGGUUGAAUUUUCGCGUCCGAGGUCAGUUCGAAAUCAAAAUUUUAAAAGUGCGGCUCAUGAACACGACUUACUUUAUAUGCAUUUUAAAAAAAUUGAACUUGAGCCUGCGAUCAUUUGAAAAGUAGCAACUUGUCAGCGGAUUACUUCAAAAAACAAUCGAACUCAGUGGGUCGAUACCUGAGCCCUUGAUACGGUCAGGCGAUACUGGUCAGCAGAAACACUAUUUUGACAGCUGUCAAUUAAUCAAAACAUGGAUGUACAAUAUCAGGUUGCAGGCUCCCAAAGCAGCUAGAAAGUGUGAGAUUAAAGAUUGAUAUGCCUGUGGUGCGGACCGACGGAAGGUCGGGUGGUCGAUUUAGGUCACGUGAUUGCCGAAUUUUCUAGGAUGGAUAGAUUUUCUAAGCUAUGGGUGACCUCAAUGGAUAGAAAAAUGAGCCUGCGAUACAGUCAGGUGAUGAUGGUCAGCGUAUACUCUAGUUUGACAGCUAUCAAUUAAUCUUCAUUAGAAUGGCGAAUAUUCGAAUUAACAGACUACGACUGUGAGUAAGACAUAGCCGUCCGGCUUGUAGUGGAAAAUGACAGAUCGUGUACCUGAGCGAACCUGAGCCCAAGUUAUUAGUUUUCUGAUAGUGGUCUGCACAUAUCGCAUUUUGACAGCUGUCAAUUGACCUUAAUUUGGCUUGCCAAUAUAACUUUAAACGACUGACAGCCCAGCGCCCGGGGUAGUUUCGUUUUUAUGUUGAAUUGGUAAGUGUGACAUAUUAUAUCAGCUUAUAUGUAGGGGCAAAACGACUGGUCUUUGAUCUGAGCCCGCGAGAUGGUCAUAUGAUAAUUGUCAGCGGAUGUCUGUUUUUGACAGCUGUCAAUCUAAUCGUACUCAUACGGAUGGCUUACAAAACUGAAAGGCUAGUCAAGUUGUGCGAGAUCUAUUGUGACAUUUGACAUCGGCUUACAUGAAGUGUGUGUACGGGUGGGCGUACGCUACGUCAUAACCAAAUUUUCUCGGAUGGAUAGUUUACCAAAUUUUGUUACCCAUGGUGCUCCGCUGCGCGCGCUUCGCGCGCGGGAGCUCCGCUACUAGAGAGUUCAGUAUACUCCAUAGAAAAGUGUAAGAAAACUAUUUUUAGUCCCGACCUGAGCAAGUAAGAAGAACUGAAACGUUGCGACAAGGACCCCAUUAGCUGCCAUAAACUGAUCAGAUGGACUCAUGAUCAGUGGCCUACUUAAAAGCUUGAGCAUCAUCAAAGGGUUCUUGGUCCAAUUUUUUACAAGAGAUAAAGAAGCUUCACCAUAAGAAACAUGAAAAUGGGGCGUUGUAAAUCCGUUGCAUAAGGCGAAUAGUACUGGUGUGCUACAUACUUGAAAGGUUUAACUAGCAAAAAUCACUUUGUCAUUAGACCCUUGUCUAAAAACAUACGUUUUUUGGGACUCCGAAGUUCUAUUAUCUAGUCUCAGCUCAAACGGUUAAAAAUUGAAAAACUAGAUUGAAAAUGUUUACUUUUUGAUGACAGCCGACCCGGCGUGUUUUACAAUAGAGAGCCACCACAGGAACGAGAACGUCAUAACAAUCAUAGAUUUAGAUUAGCGACUUUGCCAGUUUAUCAUGCUUUUGAACCUCCUUCAAAACUUAUUAGUAUUCAGAAGGGAUAUCGUCCAAUGGACUUUAUGAGCUCAGUCUCUUGGGGCGGGGCUUUUAAUUGGGUUUGAGGAAAAAUAGGAGUUAAAAUGACUGAAACAGUUAUUGUAAAUACUAAUAAACAUAAAAUGUUAUGUACUACCCCCGGUCAUCCUAAUUUGCAACAAGAUUAAAAAUUAUUUGCGAAAACUUAUUCACAAAAAUGCAGAAGUUUGAGAAAUCACCAGACUAAUCCAAUUUCACGACUGCUUAUUCAUAGUUGGUGAAGUGAGACGCAAACAAUUCUUACAUGUACCAGUACUGAACGAUUUGCAAUUCCGCAAAACGUAAUUUAUAUCAAAUUCCCAUUAUGUCGCGUCGCAUCGCAGUUAGAUGUAGUGACACUCUCUUCGAACGUUUUUCCCUCUUGUACGAUUCAGAAUAACUGUAGAAAAUUCGUUUAUUUGGAUAGCCAUUUUGCCAAGGCAGGUAGAAGCUUAGGGCCUGUUUACAUGGAGGUGGGGGUCAACAGGUGGGUGAAGUGACCCGCUUAGGUAGGGUAACCCGCCUGUCCAUACAAUCUCUCAUAUGGUCAUUCCACCUAUCAUGUAAACUUGAUCAAAUUAAAAUGAGAGAUUAUAUGGACAGGCGAUUUACCCACCUUCAUGUGAACAGGUCUCUAAACUGUGGAACUUGAGGUUGUACAAUGUAUUUGCAUAAUUAUAUCUGACCAACCUUUGAUGUCUUGGUUGCUUUUUUGUUCCGAUUUUAUUGUUAUUUUUUAAAAUUAAAAGGCGAAAACCGUUAUUUGGCAAUCAUAUUGCAAUGAAAUAUUAAGUAAUAGCAAUAGUUUAUCAACCGACCCCAUAAAAUGGCUUUUCAGCCAACUUCACAAUUACAAUUUGAUAAAGCAAAAUUAUCUGCUUUACAAUAUGUGAAAUUUGUUAGGGAAAAAAAACUUGAACAGAAAUUUUUUUGGUGUUGAACGCCCAUUGAAACUAAAUGACAUCGACGAGCAAAAUUAAUAUCUGGCGCUAUAAUUGAAUACUGCAGAGAAAUAUGGCUUCUAUGGCGGCCAGCGGAACAAACGAGAGCGAACGCGCAAGCAAGCGGCAAAGCAGCCUUUCUAUCUCGCCUCAGCCUUCGAAAGCAGUCGUUUCUGCUCGCUCCUCGCCGCUAGGGACAAGCGUUGUAAAACAUUUUAACCGCAGAGUUAUUCAAUGCUUCCCAGCUUCUUUAAGUUUUGAUCAUUUUAACUACUGUCUAUUUUAAUUUCAGAAUGUCAAAAUUACGGGAGUCUGAACAAUGCUGACAGGAAGAUAACUUAUGGGAGGCCCAACAAUUAUUGUGAUAGCGGUAUCGGCCCUGGAUGGUUUCGUUUUGAAGGGUCCGCCGGCACAAGAAUGCCAACUUCAUAUCCACCUACCUACAGGUGUAACACUGAUGCAACCGGCUGGUUGAAUGGUGGACACCCCACUGUAGCAGACGGUCAGGUCAGCAGGACGGUGUGUUUUCACUGGAGUGGUAACUGCUGUUAUUGGUCAACAAACAUCAAAGUGAGAAAUUGUGGUUCAUAUUAUGUGUACUAUCUUAGUGAUACACCUUAUGGUUGUUAUCUCCUUUGUUGUGGUACUAACUAA
Porites lobata is the source of this 8739-nucleotide messenger RNA. The record is from the annotation of a GenBank genome assembly. Lineage: Eukaryota; Metazoa; Cnidaria; Anthozoa; Scleractinia; Poritidae.